Messenger RNA from Varanus komodoensis (Komodo dragon), 1220 nucleotides. RefSeq names its product transmembrane protein 251 (gene LYSET). The coding region runs from base 302 to 757 and encodes 151 amino acids. The transcript is spliced from 3 exons. NCBI's taxonomy places the organism in Eukaryota, Metazoa, Chordata, Lepidosauria, Squamata, Varanidae. The record is from RefSeq and is a predicted model, not a curated record.
GAUGGCCGGGCGUCCGCGCUGGAGGGACCCGGAGAGCGGCGCGAGGUGUGAGGCGCCCGCUCCGCCCUCGCGUCGGCCAGGGGCAGUCGGCUGAUGUGAUUGAGCGGCCUCGUUGCCUCUUCCCGUUGUUUGUGCCUGUGUUUCCCGGCAGAGGAAGAUCUCUAGCAGCUUUUCCUUCUCCACCGUCGCCCCAAUUUCGGGGGCUCUCGGUGGUGAGGGAAAUGCACUCUGCAUCUGCUCAGGAGCCCGCUCGUUUGUUUUGCAUGUACCCCAAAAUGGAACUCUACUGCUGUGGGAACGGAUGCUGGAUUGGCUGAUUGUGCCUCCGAAGGAGAGGAAGAAGUGGUGCAGAGCAUGGAGAAUGAUGAACUUCCGUCAGAGGAUGGGAUGGAUUGGUGUGGGAUUGUAUCUAAUAGCAAGUGCAGCAGCAUUUUACUAUGUCUUCGAAAUCAAUGAGACUUACAACAGACUAGCACUGGAGCAUAUUCAGCAGCCCCCUGAGAAACUCAGAGAAGAAACCACUUGGAUGCACUCCUUAAAAACACGACUGCUAUCUGUACCCUUUUGGCUGUGGGCCAUUAUCUUUUUAAUCCCCUAUUUACAGAUGUUCUUGUUUCUGUACUCAUGUACAAGAGCUGAUCCCAAAACAGUGGGUUAUUGCAUAAUUCCUAUCUGCUUGGCUGUUGUUUGCAACCGUCACCAAACGUUUGUGAAGGCCUCCAAUCAAAUCAGCAGACUGCAGCUGAUUGACACUUAAGUCGUUCUGCUCUUUUCCAUGAACAGUUUUAGAGAAUCAGAAGAUGGCUGGCUGUUUCAAUUGAACAUAUGAAUGGAACUUGAAAUUCUUUUUGUCCAUGUUAACUACUGAAUAGAGCAUCUAUCUUUUUAAAAGGUUGAUUUUAAGUAUUGGUGCGUUCUAUUUGCUGAAAUAACAGUCUUCUUUGAAGCUAGAGGGUGACUUUUUCAUAUUUGCCUUAUGAUGCAGAAUUUCUACACUAUCCUGGAAGUUUUUGUGGGGAAAUGUAUAUGAAACCUUCACUGUGUGCUCCCUCCCCAGCCCAGCCCUAACUCUUCAAGCUUCCCCUAAGAGGAGAAAUGGUGAAAAAUGACUUUUCUUUUGUUAUAAUGUGUACAAUUUGGAAUGAUCAUAAAAGUGGCAUUUGAGACAUUGUGCUUUCUCUUUUAAUAAUGUUGCACUCAAUAAAACAGAACUCCAUUCA